AUGCCGACGAGGCUCGACCUCCCAGCGCUGCACGGCCGCAGCAGCAGCAUCGACGAGCCCCCACAACGUCCGUGGGUCGAAGUUUUGGCGGGAAGGAAGAUUCGCCGCGUUAUGGACGACCCCGUUAAACUCGAGGCGUUCCUGUCAGGCGAGUUCGACCGGCUUGACGUGCACGCACGUGGCAGGCUCUCAUUGGCCGAGAUCAAGCCGGCGCUGCUGCGCUUGGCGGAGAUUCAGGGGCUCACUCUCCGCCCCUUCUGGGACAGCCGUAUGGGGGGACGCGGAGGGGGGAGCGGCGGAGGGGGGAGCGGCGCGGGGGAGAGGCGGAGAGGCGGAAGCCGAGGGGGAAGCGGAGGAAGCGGAAGCUGGGGUAGCAGCGGCGAGUGCGGGGGAGGAAGAAGCGGGGCCGGAGGGGGAGGGAGGGAGGUUCUUCCUGGCAAGGGGAAGAACGAUGAUGAUUUGGUCAAGGGCCUUUUUGUCUCUUUCAUGUCUGCUGACCUCAGCAGCGAAAUUGGGCGGCGCAAAUUUGUCAGUGUGUGCAGAGAUGUGAUUCUCGCUUCCCAGGAAUCGGUUGAAGAGGACCCCCUGCCGCGGCUACUGGAGGGCAGCACCCCGCUGAGAGAACUCUUUAACGAUGCGGACGAGGUGGACGAGUUUAUAGACGCGCUGUGGACGCGCAUGGACCUGGACGGGGACGGCACCGUCACCAUGCAUGAGAUUCGCCCCAUGCUGCCCGCCCUCGGCCUCUUCCCGCAACCCCUGCCCAUCUCCACCGGCGAGGUGGAUUGGGGAAGGAGCACAGGGGUGUGGGGACCAUGGGAGCUGGGAGGGAGAAAGGGUGGGAGGGGGAGUGCGCACAGCAAUGGCGCCAAUGACCUUACGCCACGAGUCUCAGUGUUCUUUCUUCCUCGCCUCCAUUUUCUCUCGUGCUCCUUUCUCCCCCCACCCCGCCUGCCCGCGCCAGAGCAGGAGAAUGAGAUGAGACCCUGGCAGAGCUGCUGCACACAUACGCGGGAUGGGGAGGAGAUCUUCACCCCUGCUCCCUUCUUUCCUCACCCCUCAUCCCGCUCCCCUCUCCCCUCUCCCCUCUCCCCUCUCCCCUCACCCCGCCUGCCCGUGUUAGAGCAGGAGGAUGAGACCCUAGCGGUGCUGCUGCACACAUACGCGGGAUGGGGAGGAGAUCUUCACCCCAUGUCCCCUGCUCCCUUCUUUCCUCACCCCUCAUCCCCCUCCCCUCUCCCCUCUCCCCUCUCCCCUCUCCCCUCACCCCGCCUGCCCGUGUUAGAGCAGGAGGAUGAGACCCUAGCGCAGGAGGAUGAGAUCCUGACAGAGCUGCUGCAGACAUACGCGGGAUGGGGAGGGGUGGAGGGGGAGGGCGGUGCGCAGGGGGAGAAUGGGGCAGAGGAAGGCGGCGUGGAUGAGGGGGAGAGUGAUUCUGCUGGAGGGGGCUUGGAGGCUUUUGAAAACGGCAGCGGAGGCUUAGAGGGCAGCAGCAGCAGCAGCAGCGGUGGUGGUGGUGGUGGUGGUGGUGGUGGUGGUGGUGGUGGGGAGGUAGGAGCAGUGGAUUUCAGCAUGGGGCUGUCAAAGGUGCAGUUCAUGUGGCUGCUGGCGGAUAUCCUCUUCACUGUGGCACAGGGGCUCGAGGACGACCCACUGUACCUGCCUGCCAACAUGACCAUUCUCAACCGCCCCUUCCUGCUCAAGGUGCGCCCUCUUUCGAGACGUCUCAAAACUUCCUGCUCAAGGUGCGCCCUCAACCGCCCCUUCCUGCUCAAGAUUCUCUCAGACGAGGCCUUCUUCCAUCGUCUCACCGACCGCAUGUUCCUCACAUGGGACGAAACCGAUCGCGGCAUGCUCUCCCGCGCCGAGGUCAUAGCCGGCUUCUACUCCCUCGGGGUCGCCUACGGGCUCCCCGCAGUCACCACGCGGGAGGAAGCCGAUAGCAUCUACCUCUCGCUCUUCCUCACUGCUGACUGCGACACGAGUGGGUUUGUGGACCGGGAGGAGUUUCAGUCGCUCAUGCACUCCAUCUUCCUGGGCGCGGCUCUUCAGCUGCAGGCCGCGCGGUUACCACCGCAGCCUCUGUCGCCGCUGGGACCUGGACCUGCAGGAACCUCCUCCUCGUUAUCUUCCUUGUAUUUUUUCCGCCCGUUCUCCUUGUCCCUCCCCUCCAUCCCAUUCUCCGCCGCCCUUCCCUGGGGGAACUGUGCUGACAGCAGCACCACAGCUUUUCACAGCAGUGGGAGCAGCAGUGGCAGGGAAAGUGGCGCCGAUUCUGCUGCUGCUGCUGCUGCAGUGGCCGACCUGCCGACCCUGACCGGCUUCAAGCUCUUUGACGGGCGGCGCGUGCGCAAGAUGGUGCGGGCGGACGGCGGCGCUUGUCUGGACGUGUGGCUGAACAGUGCCUUUGAGGAACUCGUUACAAGCACAUCGGAUAGUGGAGAUGGGGUGGGCGGGGGAGGGAAGAAGGUGAGAGUUUCGGGUUCGAGUAGUGGAGAGGCGGAGGGGAUUGAUAUGGAGGGCCUCACGUUGUACAGCCCUGGUGGGGGGAGAGAAAAAGGGGAGAGUGGGGAAGGUGGGAGAGGGGAAGGAGAGAGGGAGGAAGGGUUGUCUGAGGGGCAUCGCAAUGGGGGUUGCAAGAAAGUCUCAUGGAGCGAUGCUCUAGGAAAUAGCUUGGAAGCGUAUGCAGAUAAGGACGAUGUUAGCCGCCCGACAGACAGGCCCGUGGUGACGUGGGCGGCGUUGGAGCGGAAGCUAGUGCAGCAGCUGCACACGCUGGGGAUGCCGGGGGAGGGCGUAUCUGAGGACUGGGAGCGCAUUGUGCAUGAUAUGGUCGCGAGAGAGAGACGGGGGUUUGUAAGGGAGGAGAAGGGAGGGAGAGAUGAAAAGGCGGAAGGAGAGGACAAGACCGUGGGUGGUGAGGAGCAGGAGGAGGAGGCGGAUGGGGAGGAGGAGAGGGAGAGCGAGGAGGUAUGGCUGGAUAAGGAGGAGUUUGUUGCGGUGAUGACGAGACUGUUGAAGCAAGUGGGGCAGACAUUGCAAGACACCCCUUUGCUGCUGCGCUCACUGGAUGGCACUCUCAUAAGGGCGUUUCUGCAGCACCCUGCUCGCCUCACCGCUGCCAUCCGCAGCACCUUCCAGGCGCUAGACAACAAGGGCUGGGGCGGCAUGCCUGCCGCCCGCCUUGUUCCUGCGCUUCGUGUGAUUGGCCUGUCUGCAGGGCUGCCGUGCCGAGGAGGCGAGGAUGGAGGGGGGGAGUCAUCCUGCGACGGUCGGUUCCACAGCAGCACCGAGAGGGUAGUUGCCCUUUCCACCGGCUGGUUUGCCAACCGGAGGCGCUGCGGCCGUCAGAUCCGGAUCUCAGCAUCCAACGGCCGCAGCGUGAUCGCGACAGUGGUGGACGAGUGUGACUCGCGGGCGGGGUGCGAUAGGAUGCACGCGGGGCAGCCUCCCUGCAUCAUCAACGAUGUUGAUGCGUCUGCUGCUGUGUGGCAGGCGCUUGGGAUUGUCCACAUUUUGCUCGCCCUAGUAGCAUCAGCUGUACUCGUUAUAAACACCGUCGACGCGCUGCAAGGAUGCGGAGGGAGCUGCAAGCGGCACAGCGACUGCAGCGGGCGACUGGCGUGCAUGAGCGGCAAGUGCGGCGACGACCCCGCCUUGGGAACAAAGAUAUGCAAGCAACAAGGGAGGGGAACAUGCAGGCCGUCGGGAAGCUUCCGGGCUCCUGCGUUCGUCCCCUGUAACUCGAAUCACAUGUCGGACUGCUGCAAGCCGCUGGCCAAGUACCACAAGUACACGUGCUCACCACCUGUCAGCAAUGCCACGUCAGCAAUUCUCACUCUCAACGGAUUUGGAGAUGGCCAGGACGGAGGAGGCGCCUCGUCUUGCGACGGCCGGUACCACAGCAACACCGAGACGGUCGUUGCCCUCUCCACUGGCUGGUUUGCCAACCGGAGGCGCUGUGGCCGUCAGAUCCGGAUCUCAGCAUCCAACGGCCGCAGCGUGCUGGCGACGGUGGUGGAUGAGUGUGACUCGCGGGCGGGAUGCGACCGCGUGCAUGCAGGGCAGCCUCCCUGCAUCAUCAAUGACGUUGAUGCUUCGGCUGCUGUGUGGCAAGCUCUUGGAAUCGGCCAAUCAGAUAGCAGAUAUGGAUACAUGAAGGUCACAUGGCAGGAUGUGUGA
This is a messenger RNA of Closterium sp. Naga37s-1, 4182 nucleotides long. The record is from the annotation of a GenBank genome assembly. Lineage: Eukaryota; Viridiplantae; Streptophyta; Zygnematophyceae; Desmidiales; Closteriaceae.